Messenger RNA from Vigna umbellata (rice bean), 2081 nucleotides. NCBI's taxonomy places the organism in Eukaryota, Viridiplantae, Streptophyta, Magnoliopsida, Fabales, Fabaceae. The record is from RefSeq and is a predicted model, not a curated record.
UUUUAUAAUUUUAAAGAAUGGAAUGAUUGUGAAUGUUGUGAAAAUUUUAUUAUGAUUGAAGCAGAGGCAUUGUUUGGUGGUGCUGGAAAAGUUUCUGCAAGGAAAUGGAUGGGAGAAUGACUAAAGCUGCAGAGACAGGAAACGUUGACGAACUUGAAAGGUUGAUGAGAGAAGACAUAUUGGUGCUGGAUAGUAUUGCCUUGCUUGGAGCUCAAACUCCUCUACACAUUGCAUCAAUGUGUGGUCACGUUUCUUUCGUACAAAAAAUGUUGGAACUGAAGAAGCAAUUUGUGUAUGAAGUCAACCAAGAUGGGUAUACUCCCAUGCACCUGGCCUCUGCCAAUGGCCAUGUUCAGGUCGUGCUUGAGCUUCUCAAAGUUGACCAUCAACUGUGUCACAUUCAGGGGAGGGAGGGAACCCUUCCUCUCCACUGUGCCUCUGUCAAAGGAAGGAUCCAUGUUAUGACGGCGUUGCUCUCUGCUGCUCCACUCACUGUUCAAAGCAAAACGGCCAGAGGGGAAACUCCGCUUCAUAUUGCGGUAAAAAACAACCACUUUGAUGCUGUUAAGUUGCUGUUGGAACACGCAAAGGGAUGGAAGAUAGAAGGAGAAGUGUUGAAUGACAAAGACAACCAAGCAAAUACUGUCUUGCAUCUCGCUGCGUCAAGGAAGCAAUACCAGAUAGUUGAUCUGUUGUUGGUUGAGGAUGAUGUUGCGAAAGAAGUGAUGGUGGUGAAUCCGGUGAACGAGAGAGGAAUGACCCCUCUUGAUGUUCUUACGGUAUUCCAAAGCGAAGCCGGUGAUUUAGAAAUUUACAGAAGCCUUGUGAAAGCAGGAGCUAAGAGUGGAAAGGACAAUGAGAAUGAGAAUGAGAAUAAAGCUGGUAGAAUAGGGCAACCCUUGGAAGUGGAGAUCGUUCAUGGAACCCAUGUUCCUCCAAGGAACUGCACUGAUGAAGAAUCAAAUCUACCUAAAAGAACUUUUGAGGAGUUAUUUGCAUACAAACCUAACAGGGAUUCUACAAAUGAUGUGCGUACUAUACUGGUAACCGUAGNGGAGGGAACCCUUCCUCUCCACUGUGCCUCUGUCAAAGGAAGGAUCCAUGUUAUGACGGCGUUGCUCUCUGCUGCUCCACUCACUGUUCAAAGCAAAACGGCCAGAGGGGAAACUCCGCUUCAUAUUGCGGUAAAAAACAACCACUUUGAUGCUGUUAAGUUGCUGUUGGAACACGCAAAGGGAUGGAAGAUAGAAGGAGAAGUGUUGAAUGACAAAGACAACCAAGCAAAUACUGUCUUGCAUCUCGCUGCGUCAAGGAAGCAAUACCAGAUAGUUGAUCUGUUGUUGGUUGAGGAUGAUGUUGCGAAAGAAGUGAUGGUGGUGAAUCCGGUGAACGAGAGAGGAAUGACCCCUCUUGAUGUUCUUACGGUAUUCCAAAGCGAAGCCGGUGAUUUAGAAAUUUACAGAAGCCUUGUGAAAGCAGGAGCUAAGAGUGGAAAGGACAAUGAGAAUGAGAAUGAGAAUAAAGCUGGUAGAAUAGGGCAACCCUUGGAAGUGGAGAUCGUUCAUGGAACCCAUGUUCCUCCAAGGAACUGCACUGAUGAAGAAUCAAAUCUACCUAAAAGAACUUUUGAGGAGUUAUUUGCAUACAAACCUAACAGGGAUUCUACAAAUGAUGUGCGUACUAUACUGGUAACCGUAGCUGCACUUAUGAUGACAGCAACCUAUCAGGCUGUGCUUAGUCCCCCUGGAGGAGUGUGGCAGGAAGACACACACCAAUACGGUGCUGGAAAAUCCAUCGUGGCUACAAAAUCAAAAGGAACAUUUUUGUUUUUUAUUCUGGGCAACAGCAUUGCAUAUUAUACCUCUUUUUAUAUGAUCAUUUGGGUAACGUCUGGCUUUCCUGGGGAAUAUCUUUUGUCUUUGAUGUCAUUUUGCAUGUCAUUCAACUACAGUGGAUCCAUGCUUCACCUUGUACCAAGCGAUGACAGGAUUUCCUACAUGUUAGCAUGGCUAUGUAUAAUGUCUGGCUGCUUCGCACCAUUUGUUCCUAAUCUGCUGAGGCAUUUCCGAGCACAAAAAUAA